This is a messenger RNA of Leptopilina heterotoma, 1036 nucleotides long. RefSeq lists its product as uncharacterized. NCBI's taxonomy places the organism in Eukaryota, Metazoa, Arthropoda, Insecta, Hymenoptera, Figitidae. The transcript is spliced from 5 exons. The coding region runs from base 113 to 1036 and encodes 307 amino acids. The record is from RefSeq and is a predicted model, not a curated record.
UUCACGAAAACAAAAGUUGAAUGUUUUUAUUUAACCUUUUACGAGUUACAAGAUUGCUCAGAAUUCAAAAAAUUGUUUAAAUAUUAAAAAUAAACAGUUUUAUCAUCCAAUUAUGGAUGAAGAACAAGUUUUACUUGAGUGGGACGGUUGUUACACUAUAGUGAACAAAAGUUCUAUAAAAUUCGAUCCAGCGAAUCUCGAAUUGAAAAUUGGUUCAUCGGUUAAAUACUUAUGGCCUGAAGAAGCUGCACACAAAAAAUAUUAUACUGGAACUAUCAUUGAAAUUUCAAGUAGCGAGAAUGAACUAAUAAAACUGCGAGAGAAAAAAAUGAAUGAUAUGAGAAAAAAUCCUGCUAGAAAACGUAAAGGUGAUAAAUCCACAACAGAAAAUGAAGCUUCGAAGAAACCAUGCAAGCAGGUGAUGCCCAAUUAUCAUAUAUUUCAAGCUUUAUCAACGAAAGUAGAAUCAAUUUUGAUACUUAAUGAACGUUUGUCUGCAGAGCUCAAGGAAUUUAGAGAAAUGCUCCAGAAUGAAGAUUUAUAUCCAGAAGCUACAGUACCAGCAAUUGCUGUUGAUGCUGAAUCAUCUCGAACUGAGUCAGUACUACCUCAAACUAUGCAACAAUCAACCCAGUCUACUUCAGAAAAUAUUUCACAGUCUGGCCAUUCAAAUUUAGAAGAGGAUAUUGAUAACAACUUAGAAAAAAUACCAGAAGUAGAAAACACUGAUCGAGUCUUAAAUGAAAAUGAAGAGGACAGUUUGUUUUUAUUCACUAAACACACUGCAGGAGAAAAGGCGACUGAGUUAAUCCAAGGAAGUAAUGUGUACAUCGAUAAAACUACUUUAAAAGACAUCAAACGACGUGCCAAUUCGCAAACCGUGGUUGCACGCCUUUUAAUGACUUCGAUAUUUAAAGAAGAUACAUUUUUGCAGUACAGUUUGACAAAAAAAGGGCCCAAAGAUAAAGCAAAGCAGGCUCUUCCAGCAUUUGCUAUUGAUGCAAUAUUGACAACGAUUCGAGUUUGUAUUGUUUAA